Molecule: messenger RNA, 1459 nt
Organism: Drosophila eugracilis
Lineage: Eukaryota; Metazoa; Arthropoda; Insecta; Diptera; Drosophilidae
Gene: hgo
Product: homogentisate 1,2-dioxygenase
Exons: 8
Coding region: 92-1411 (439 amino acids)
Biological process (GO): L-phenylalanine catabolic process
Cellular component (GO): cytoplasm
Molecular function (GO): homogentisate 1,2-dioxygenase activity
Source: RefSeq, a predicted model, not a curated record
CAGGUGGCCUGACUAGAUCGAGCUUAUAUAAAAGGGGGUCGUCUAUGAUCCGCGAACUUCAGUGAUACUUUAAACCGCCGGAGGAUCAGACAUGUCGCAGUACAAGUACCAGUCAGGUUUCGGGUCUCAUUUCUCCUCCGAGGACGAGCGGUAUCCCAACUCUUUGCCUGUGGGGCAAAACUCCCCUCAAGUGUGCCCUUACAAACUCUACGCCGAACAACUGUCCGGAAGUGCCUUCACAGCUCCAAGAACUGAGAAUGUGCGAACUUGGCUCUACAGGAAGUUGCCCUCUGCCGUGCAUUUUCCCUUCCAACCAUUCAAAGGAGCCAAGUUCUUUAGGCAAAACUGGGAUGAGCAGCCACCAAACCCAAAUCAGCUUCGUUGGAAACCAUUUGAUUUGCCACCAAAAGACGGAAAACCUGUGGACUUUGUGGAUGGUUUGCAUACGGUUUGUGGCGCUGGUGAUCCUAGAUCUCGUCAUGGCCUUGCCAUACACAUUUACUCCUGCAACAUAUCCAUGGAUAACUCUGCCUUUUACAACAGCGAUGGCGAUUUCUUGAUUGUGCCCCAGCAAGGCGUAUUAGAUAUAACCACAGAGUUCGGAAGGAUGUCUGUGGCUCCCAAUGAGAUUUGCGUUAUACCUCAAGGCAUUCGUUUUGCUGUUAAAGUGGAUUCUCCUUCCAGGGGCUAUAUCCUUGAGGUCUAUGAUGGGCACUUUGUUUUGCCAGAUUUGGGUCCUAUUGGAGCUAAUGGCCUGGCUAAUCCCAGAGACUUUGAAACACCAGUGGCCUGGUUCGACGAUCAAGAUGUAAAGACUUUCCAGGUGAUAUCAAAAUUCCAGGGAAGCCUCUUUGUGGCCAAGCAAAAUCACAGUGUUUUCGAUGUGGUGGCCUGGCAUGGCAACUAUGUGCCCUUCAAGUACGAUCUAUCCAAGUUUAUGGUGAUCAACUCGGUUAGCUUCGAUCACUGCGAUCCCAGCAUAUUCACUGUGCUCACGUGUCCUAGUUUAAGAGCUGGAACAGCUAUAGCGGACUUUGUGAUCUUCCCACCCCGCUGGUCAGUGCAGGAGCACACUUUCCGGCCACCUUAUUACCACAGAAAUUGCAUGAGUGAGUUUAUGGGUCUAAUCCUAGGCAAGUACGAGGCCAAGGAAGAUGGCUUUGCUGCUGGAGGAGCGACCCUCCAUUCGAUUAUGACACCGCAUGGUCCGGAUGUAAAGUGCUUUGAUGGGGCAUCGAAGGCAAAGUUGGUACCAGAACGAGUGGCUGAGGGAACCCAGGCCUUCAUGUUCGAAUCCUCUCUGAGCUUGGCCGUAACCAAAUGGGGCGAGGAAACUUGCCAGAAACUAGAUGCAGCUUACUAUGAAUGCUGGCAGGCCCUGAAGAACAAUUUCCAAAUUACUGAAAAGUGAAAUAAUAAUAACAAAGUGCACUAUAAUAAAACAGAAUUCAUUAGUAAA